AUGCCCGACCGGUCUCGCUCGCAAAACCGCGCAUGUCGGUCUCCUACUGCCUCGCGCCGGACGCAUCACUCCCGCGGGCAUUCUCGGACUCGCAGCCCUGCUCGCGGUCGCCGCUCUCCAUCCAAGUCUCCCGAGCGUAGAUCGCGCAGCGCCGAUCUGCGUCGCUCUGUCAAACUCGCAAAAUCCCCUAGAAUUGCCAAGGUGCUCGGCAUAGUCAACGAGACCUCUGCGGAACGCGCAGCCCACUUCAAGGACCUCGGACAGCAGCUCGACGAUGCUGGGCGCUGGAUUACCCGUAGCAACUGGGGAUAUCCGAGCUUCUCGUUGAUAUUUGAGCAUCACUUCGAACUGGUCGACAUCGAGAGCUCAUACGAUCGAUUCAUCCUCGAGAAGGCUCUCACGACUAUGCUCAAGCUACUUCCAUGGCUCGAUCUGGACGAAAUCGCCCCCGACGAGGACGACACCGACGAGCAAGCGGCUGAUAAGAUGUGGUACCGCGCUGUGUUAUGCAACAGGCUAGACAAGGUUGCAUCGAUGGCGCGUUCUAACGAUGUCAGCAACUUCAGGUCACCUAUCGCCACCUACGUCAAGAAGAGUCUUCCGCCCAUCGAGACAUGCCCUGCCGAACUGGCGGCCGCCAUCGCUGAUCUGAGGGUGACCAUCGACUCGCAGGACAAGAGCGUCCGGGGCUUCUACUGUCGCGCAACAGGUCGCGCACUCAUUCCGCCGCAGGACCUACCACGAUGGCUCGAAGAUCCGGAUGAAUUGAUGGACCGUAUCCGCACGCGCAAGCACCUCCUAAGUCCCAAGCACAUGCCCUCGUUCAUCUACAAGAACUAUACUCUCGACACGACCGACCCCUACAUGGGUGCCUUCGAGGGGGACCUGAUCGUCCUUGCGCUCAAGCAUCUGUAUCUCGGGCCCGAGGCGGCGAAAAGCGACAAGAAGACGAACCAGGGGCAGUCGGUGGUCCACAAGGACAUGGUGGUGACCCGCGAGAAGCUUGCGUACGCGGUACUCAUGAUUAAGCACGCCCUGUCGUCCGAUGCUGACUGGCGGAGCGACAUUGACGGCGUCAAGAAGGCCGUUCUUUGGCGCCACACGCUGCAGGUUCUCAGCCCCGGGCUCACGAUGGACCUUGGUGUGGAUGACUACACGCUAUCGAACGACGACGAGGACAACCUGGACCUGGAGGACGACCUUCGACAAGCCGUCAUCGAGGACAAGUUGACCUGGGUUGAGGGUCUUAUGGAUCGGCUUACCGAGCGCGUAUUCGGCCGCCAGCGCAUCACUGAAGAAGAGCGCCAGGCAGCGGAACAGUCGGAUGUGCUGUCGACCGCGGCGCAGAUGACACGCAACAUCGCCGAGAGGAUCCUUGCCAAACAAAAGGCCGACGCCGAUCGCCAACGGCAGCAGGAGCAACAAGACGAGGUCGAGGUCGAGUCCCGCGCUGCAUCUCCGCCGAGUGUUAGUCGGCCACCACGGCGCCAGGACGACUCGUCCUUCAGCACUCCCCGGUCCAACCAGGGGAAUGGCUCGGCUCGCCGCGCUUCGGGCCGUGACACGCACCUGUCCCGCCCAAGAUCUCGCGGCAUUCUGCAGCCACAGCAGUCAAGCCCGACACGGUCGCGCGCUGGGGGUGACACAUCGCCCCCCGCACCCUCAUUUAGUCCCCUCAUGACCACACCUUCUCGCCGCCGCCGUCGGCUCAUGCGUAUCAGGUCCCCUCGCCCCUCUCCACCUCGCUCGCCUGACAAGACCCAGUCUCCCGAGCGCACACCGCAGACUCCCUCUACUCAGCAUCCCCAGCAGCAACCCCCUGGGGAGCGCACGCCGCAGGACGCUCCGCGCGAUGGUGAGGUGCAAUCUCGCUCCGACAAGAACUACGCUGGUCCAUCGGGCAGCAAGCGGAAGGAGCGCGCUACAAGCCCCCUCUCCGACAAUGAUCUUUACACGCCGCAGCCACCGCCAAAGAAGAAGUCGCGGGUCAAGACCGCCACGCAUGCGUCCGGCCAGCGCAGGUCGACGCGUACAAAACAUUGGUCAGUGUUCAUCGGGGCAUCGCGUAUCCUGCUGAUUAUUCGCAGACCACAGUAA
Molecule: messenger RNA, 2097 nt
Organism: Schizophyllum commune H4-8
Lineage: Eukaryota; Fungi; Basidiomycota; Agaricomycetes; Agaricales; Schizophyllaceae
Exons: 8
Coding region: 1-2097 (698 amino acids)
Source: RefSeq, a predicted model, not a curated record